GUCUAGGAAAGGAUCCCCCUUCCUGUUGCCUACUUCCACUUUUGUUUUAGAGAAACGUGUUUUAGGUCGAAGUUAUUAAAAAUGGGCAAACUCCUCGUUAUUGCAUGCGGGGCUGUAUCUGCUGUUAUCACGACAGAACUGAUUUAUCAAUGCUUCAUUUGGCAAAGGGGGAAGAGAAAACAGAGGAAACUGAAACACGAAGAAGAAGGGAUGAUAACCGAAGUUUUAUUCUUUCCUGAUAAAGAAGUUGCGUGUAAAAAUCACUUUAUUAGUGACCGAGGUUGUUUUAAUAGGAAGUGUAGAUUUUCACAUGCUAAAACAUCAUUAAGUGAACUAUAUAGACAUUUGAAUACAGCAGAAAAAAGUUUAGACGUCAGUAUAUUUUGUUUUACUUGUUUUGAUUUAGCAGAAAUUUUGAUUAUGAAACACAAACGUGGCGUGAAAAUUCGGAUAAUAACAGAUGAUGAUAUGCAGGCGGAUUCGUCAGGUGCUCAAAUUUUGAAUCUUAGAAAAGAAGGUAUAGCAGUACGUACUAAUAGAUCAUCAUAUCUGAUGCAUCAUAAAUUUGUUAUAGUUGAUUCGAGAUUACUUAUUAAUGGAUCGUUUAACUGGACACGCCAAGCCAUCACUGGAAAUCAGGAAAAUCUCCUUAUAACUAACGAUUCAUAUGUUGUAAAUGAGUUUAGAAAUGAAUUCGAAAAAUUGUGGCAUGAGUUUGACCCGAAGAACUAUACAGAAUCGGGGUAAAAGGAAACAAGAAAUGAAGUCUUCCGGUUAAAACUCUGGGAGAAUAAGUAUUGUAUGAUGCAAAAGAAAAACAAUGCCCACUCAUUGUAUUGUCGUUGUAUAUAUUUGACAUUUGUAUUAUAAACUACAAACUGGGUUGAUAACAAACUUUCAUAGUGACCAUGCGUAACUUUCACUCAUCACCUAAACUCAUCGUUUGUUAGUUACCUUUCAUUGGUUUUAUCCUUGUCACGUAUAUAUUCUCAACAUUUUCGUCUGAUUUUAUUAAAGUUUAGCAAGAGAUAUCCCUUGAGUAAUUGUUUUAAGUCCAAUUCUCGGAGUAAAUCACCUUGACUAGAAGGCUAAUAUGCACCAAAAAUAGCCCGUGAAUACAUUUCUAGGUCUUAUGGUAAUGACAUUUGGUGUGGGGGCUUCAUAUCUAUGAAGUGGCCCAGUGGCUCGCUAACCCGGAGGUCCGUUGUGGAAUUUCAUCGUUUUUUUCCCCAGCGUUGUCAUUUUUAUUCGUCCUGGAAGGAGGGCCUACCAUGGGACGAAAAACUGACGUCCCGUGUAUUGGUGUUUUUAUUAAAUAUAGAAUGAAUAAAAACAAGGGAAUGUACGGGUUAUUUCUAUUUUUCUCGUUUUCUCUUAUCUAGUGACAUUUUAUUAUUUUUUUUAAUGGCAGAUAUCCUCUCACAGUCAUACAUGAUAAAUUUUCCUGUUAUUCGGUAUUAUCGGUGAACAGAUAUUCGCCCGUGUAUCUGUUAUCGCUCGUACUUCAGUGAGUUAUAUAGAAGGAUAACUCUUUUUUCCAUUUGUUGCAUCACUUCCGUUUCUUCAAAUUUUCGUUAGCAUCUAUCGUAGCAAUGAUCUCUGUUAAAAUUAUAUUGUCGAAACACGUACUACUACUAAUAACAAAACGUUUGGUCUUGAAGUAUAACUUCCUUUUUUUAUUAAGAGUUCAAAAUAACAAGUUUUUCCACUUGAUUGUUGGUGUGACAAGACGUACCGAACACGCCAGUACUCCUUCGGGGUUCUAGUUUCAUUUCAUUUCAUAAUAAUAAGAUUUCGACUGAGUAUGAAUGUAAAGAUUCGUUCUUGUUCAGACUGUUCAUGCGAAUUAGUAUAUGUCUUCAUAAUAUCUAUAAGAAUUCCCAAUAUCUAUAAGAAUUCGACCGAAUUAUGUUUAACAAUUUGUCAAAGUAUUGUCCUUGUUCCGAAUUUUUUAUCAGAAUUUGACAAAGUUUGACAUCUGACAUUCUAUGAGAUGAAACGGAUAAGUAUGAAACACAAAUAGUAAGAAAGAGAAUUAAGGAGCAUACAUGUAUUCUUUAAUAGGAAAUAUGAUGAAACUAGUAAUUGUGUCAAAAUGAACAUUUCGAAUUUGAACUUUUAUUUUUAUAUUUCAUAUAUUAAUACAUGUCUUACACUUAAAGAUGGGUUCCCGCGUACAAACUGGGUGAUUUAAUGGUAUAUAUGGACUAAAAACAUAUUCAAACUAAUUAAUUUGUCAUAACUUUGCUUCAAAUCCUUCUCAAACAUUGUAAUUGCGAAGGAAUGUCCUGCUAUAAAAAUUCGAUCAUACCAGGUCAUGUUUACGUCACGUGACUUACCUCUCUUGGAAGUCAGAGGAGAAUUCAUUGCGUACAUAAGACGAUGUUGUCUUUAAUCGCUAACUAUUUAUUACAAAUAUCAAAUCCUGAUUAAAUUCUCGGAUUAUCCACUACCCGCGUCUUUUUUCGUCAUUUUUAUCUCAGAAAGCGUUGUACGCCUAACUCUUCAUAAAGUUUAUCAACUUGUACAUCAAGCGCUCAAUGUUCGCGUGUGACCUUUGACAUCACGCGUGCAGAAAUUCCUAAUCGUCGGGCUGUUGAUUAGGGGAACCCUUACAUUUUUGUCCUGUAUACGCUCCAUGAGUGUUUUUCGGGGAAUCCAGUAUUUUUCUAGUAAGAUUGGAUAUCUCUACUUUCCAUAUAUACCAAAAUUACCAUACUUUUAUUGGAAAUAACCACCCGAUAAAUACUCUCCUGGGAACCCAUCUUUAAUUCGAACGAUAAAUGAUCCAUCACAAAACAUAUUCAUAUCCACUAAAUAUCGCAAGCUAACGAUGGCAUCGAGAUUUGAUUAUGGUCUUGAUAAGUUAAUUAAUGUCUAAUUAAUAAUUCUUAAGUCAGAGAAUUCUUUGUGAACUCGGGGCCUGGAACACGACACCUAUCAUAGGUGUUCCGUGCAUACCUCAUAUUCAAACAACGAUAAAGCACGUAAUUUGAUGGAUUGGGGAAUCCCUUGUAAACUACAAUAUUGUGGAAAUUGAAUCCCAGAAAAUGAAUAUCAGUUCAAAAAUGUAAAGUUCUGUUCAGUAUUUGAAAAUUCGUCAACAUUUGAUAUGCAGUUGUUAAGAACGGAAUAUAGACGCAAGCCAGCGCCACCGGUCUUUUCUAAAUUCUUUUGGUAGGCCUCUUUUUCAACCGAUUGAAUCCAAGUCGGAAGAUUGUCUAUUGUUGAUAGUUUGAUUUUGUUUUCUUAAUUAAAGGUUAAUAAACAAUUAGAGUAGAGUUUUGCAUGGAUUAAGCCGAGGAAAAUUGGAUAGUUUCCGCAAAUCACGCCCAGUGAUCUUAUUUUUCAAUCUUCUAAACAAGAGUAAGAUUAUAAAUGACAGUAUUAAAUGCAGAGAAUAUAGAAGGGUAUUCAUCUGGUUGAGUUGACAGAUUCUGAAACACCUAUCUGUUAUGAUUAGUAUGAUUUCAGUAUGUGUGUAACUAAUGAGCACGUAUCAGCUUUCAGAAAUGCUUUGGGGGUCACGGUGGCUAAGUGGCCAGUAAGACGCGGCUCGCUAGCCUGGAGGUUGGUGUUCGAUCCCUACGUUGGCCGAGAAAGUUCAUCCAAAUUUUCCGGCGUGGUUCCCCCUUGUCAGUGAUGCAGGAUGGAGGGCCUGGCAAGGACAACUGUCUAGUCGUUCUGAUGGGACGAAAAACCGAAGUCCCAUGUACACAUACGCGUGCACGUAAAAGAUCCCUUGACAGUUGGAAUUCGAUAUAAGAGUAGGCCGUAGUGCCGCUGUCCGGGCAAAAUUUCCCUCAUAGCACACUGUAUGGCGUAUGCCCGUCUUCAUUAGUCCAGUUCGGAGCAGAACAGAAGGACGUUAAACCCCAUUUCAUUUCAUUUUAUAAAUGCUUUAGGUAUUUUUCAGACUUAUAAUCUUUUAUUUAUGUUUUUUUCAUUCUUAUGAAUUUUCCCCGUUAUUUAUAUCAGACCUUACAGUCAGCAUAGAGUACUAGUUAUUUAAAUUUAGUGCUAAUAUAUAAUAAUAAUAACCAUUUUCUAGAGCGCUGAACAUUCAUCCAGACUGCUCUGUGGUUCUUUAAUUCGUCUUUAAUGCAAAUAGUACAUACGGUCCAGAGCCGGAUUUACCUACUCAUCGGUUUACCAAGUGUACACUUGAAACAAGGUUAUAAGUUUCCACGCUGUACGCGACAAAUUAGCUUCCGUAGGCCCAAUGCCAACGACCUAUACAAUGCCUAUUGGUAAAUCCGACCCUGUGUGUUUGAUUGAAUUGCACAUGGGAAGGAAUGUCGCAUCAUUAACUAUACUAAGGUAAUGCAUGUAAUCAUUGGAAAACUAUGGCAGCCUAGGGUGCAAUAGAAAACUCAGCUUGUGUCAAAAACAGUAGAUGAUGUCAGUGUCGGGUGUAGCAACAGCCAUCCUUGAUAGUUUCCUCAACACACAUUUGGAUUGACUGAACGAGAGUCUGUUCCAUUCCUGAAUUACAGGUUGUCCAAUUCAGCUAAGUCUUCCACGGUAUUACAAACCUUACGCACUAGAAAGACCCAGAUAGCAGUGCGUGUAAAUGCAAUUGGCCAUUACUCCGUACAAGGGUCACACCCUCUAAUUGUCGCAAUGCACACAUCUCGCACACAUGUCCAUAGAAAUUAAUAUCACCAAAGUGUCACCCAUUCCAUUCUAUUGUAUAUUAGACCUCCACCUCCCACAGAGUUUGAAAGAGUCUGAUUUAUUUGAUGUCUAUGAAACAGUAAGGACAAUUAGUUAUAGUGAUAACUGUAUUAUGAUAAUGUAUUUUUUAAACACAACAAUCAAUAUAUAUAUGUAAUAUAAUGUAUAAUCACAAUGAAAAUGGUAGAUGAAAUAUAACUUAAUACAGUGCACCCUGUCUAAAACGGACACCACUGUCAGAACACCUCGUUUAACAUAUCUACGUCAGGUCUAUUAUUAAAUGCAUGUCCAUUAUUGCUGAUAAAGCUGUCAAUAUAAAUUACUUGCGAUCGCAUAAAAAUCGCCAAAGAAUUUGCGAAAUCUGACAAUUUGCGAAAAUAUGUCUAGUUAUUUAUAGAAACAGGGUGCAGGGUAUAUUAUAUUAAUCUAUGAAGACAAUAAAUUAUAACCGGUAUGCUAAUCCAUCAAUGAUCUACACUAAUUUCAAGGCAUCUGAUAACAUGGUUUACAGAUCUAUCAUAUAUAGGCACAGAUUAUACAGAAUUCACCAGUUUUUGUACAUUCUCACCAAUUGUAAUUUCCAUAUUUAUAAAUAAUGUUUUGAAGCAUAAAAGUAAAGAAUAUACCCCCACUCUA
Messenger RNA from Patella vulgata (common limpet), 5313 nucleotides. RefSeq lists its product as uncharacterized. The transcript has 2 exons. NCBI's taxonomy places the organism in Eukaryota, Metazoa, Mollusca, Gastropoda, Patellidae. Bases 82 to 747 code for a protein of 221 amino acids. Gene Ontology annotation, cellular component: mitochondrion. Gene Ontology annotation, molecular function: RNA endonuclease activity producing 5'-phosphomonoesters, hydrolytic mechanism; metal ion binding. The record is from RefSeq and is a predicted model, not a curated record. Gene Ontology annotation, biological process: piRNA processing.